Microsporum canis CBS 113480 is the source of this 2583-nucleotide messenger RNA. Its product is annotated as ferulic acid esterase. Gene Ontology annotation, biological process: regulation of DNA-templated transcription. The record is from RefSeq and is a predicted model, not a curated record. Bases 1 to 2583 code for a protein of 860 amino acids. Lineage: Eukaryota; Fungi; Ascomycota; Eurotiomycetes; Onygenales; Arthrodermataceae. Gene Ontology annotation, molecular function: DNA-binding transcription factor activity, RNA polymerase II-specific; zinc ion binding. The transcript has 7 exons.
AUGGUAUAUUGUGGUAAACCAAGCAAAGGUUGCAAUGAGUGUCGCCGCCGCAAAAUCAAGUGUGACCAAACUGAACCGUUAUGCCUUCAAUGUACGAAAGGGGGCAGGACGUGCACCGGUUAUCGAAACCAACUGGACUUGAUGUUUCGCGAUGAGACGCGGAAGACAGCCCACAAGGCCUCUACUAAGGCCCAGAAGCAGAGAAACAGCAAAAUCCCCAUUCCCAGUAGCUCCAAGAAUUCUACCGAUAGCAAUUCCUCAGCCAGCCUUAUUUCAUUAAGGUCGUCAAAUACCCCAGAGGAGAUCUCGCGAAGUCUUUCUAUGAACCUGAACCAGCAGGCCAUCUGUUUCUUCUUGCAUAAUUACGUCAUACCCUCCACGCCCACUUCGGGGCGGGUUGGGUAUAUGCAUAGCCUUCAAACAGCAAGCUCGGAAGCAGUGACCGCGUGCAUGGCUUCCGUGGGCAUGGCAACACUUGCAAAUAUAAAUUAUUCUGCUGACCUCCGCAUUGCAGCGAGAGAGCAGUAUGCUCAUGCACUUUCACUGACAAAUGCAAUGCUGCGAGAUCCUAUCAAGGCAAAGCAGCCGGAAGCUCUUGAUACUGUCAUGUUGCUGGGGAUGUUCGAGCUAUCUAGCUGCUUAUUGACCUCAUCGCGAGCACCUCCAUUCCUCGCAGGCGUGCCUCGGGAAUGUCAAGCUGCUCUUCCCAAGUCAGAAGCACUUCUCGAAGAUGUGACCACAUUGCUUGUCAAGCUCUGCAACUUACGGGCUGAGAUUGAGGACCGCACACUAACUUCCCCAGACCACAUAAUUUCCCAGGCAUUUAUUUUAGAAGCGGAGUUUAUAGCAUCUGAAGCGGAGCUUUGGGAACACUACCCUUAUGAAAUUCUUCCAGUCCUCGGUCGGGAGACCCCACCAUCUCCAGCAGAUGAAGUCUAUGGGACUUAUUACCACUCUUAUACCGAUUACUUCGUUCCAAACAUAUAUAACGCCCUACGCGGUGCCCGUAUUCUCAUCACAGAAAUCAUCGAUGAGGCGUCCCCUAAACUCUCGCCAUCCUCGCCCCUCUAUUCACAAAUCGAUAAUCUGCCUCUGCUAAUGGAGCAAAGCCGAACGGCUGCCCUUCAGGCAGCAAUUGAUAUAUGUGCCAGUGUUCCAUACGACCUAGGGAGCGUCGAAAUAAAGAGAAAAGAUGGCACGAACCUUGGCAGAAACGGCAGAGCCGUGGGCGGGUAUGUAUUGCUUUGGCCUUUAUGUCUUGCUGGUGAUCUACCUUAUGCCCCGACCUCAUUGCGGGACUGGGCAGUAAACCGCUUUGAGUAUAUUGGGCGCGCUCUAGGAAUCAAGCAGGCAAUUUGGAUGGCUGCAUUGUUGAGAAUGGGAGAGUAUGGAGUAUUCCAGACUCUGUCUGGAGUUCAUUAUGAAGUCUGGCUACCCAUUGGAUGGAAAGGAAAGAGGUUUUUAGCUACGGGGAAUGGAGGAAUUGAUGGAUCAUCAUCAAAUGGAGAAUGGCUGCAUACGAGUGUAGUUGCCGGGAAAGGUAUUGUGGCUCGGUUCUACAACACGGCCCACUUGAAGUCAUACUAUAUUGGUUGUUCUCUCGGCGGACGGCAGGGAUUUCAGUCAGCAGUGAAGUUCCCCGAUGACUUCGAUGGGAUUGUUGCGGGGGCACCGGGGUUAGACUUUAAUAAUCUAGUUUCGUGGAGAGCAAGUUUCUUUCCAUUGACGGGGAGUUCAGGGUCACCCGAUUUCAUUACAGCAAUGGCAUGGAAGACAUUUAUCCACAAGGCGGUUCUGCGACAAUGUGAUAGUAUUGACGGUGUGGUAGACGGCAUCAUCGAAGACCCUUCGCUCUGCCAUUUCAAUGCCGAAGAGCUUCUGUGCCAGGCAGGACAAGAAAAGGAUUGUUUAACCCCAACGCAAGUUAAUAUUGUGCAGGGAAUCUUCUCUCCGUUGAUUGGGGAGGACGGUAGAGUGAUUUAUCCCGCCAUGCAGCCCGGUAGCGAAGAGCUGGCUACCACAAAACUGUACGCAGGGAAACCGUUUAGCUAUUCGGAUGAAUGGUUCAAAUAUGUCAUCUAUGACCCAUCGUGGAACGCAUCGACAUUCAAUAUCCAUGAUGCCGCGGUUGCAGAUGCUCGCAAUCCUGGAGAUAUCAGAACAUGGCCAACGUACGACGACCUAGCCAAGUAUCGAACUAGACAUGGCAAGAUAAUCAUCCAUCACGGCGGACAAGAUAAUCAGAUCACGAGCUUCAACACGAAACGAUACUAUGAUUAUCUGCUGCAAUCUGCUGCAGGUGCUGGCAGUGCUGGGCACCUUGACAGUUUUCUCCGCUUCUUUCGCAUAUCCGGCAUGUUCCAUUGCAGCGGAGGGCCAGGAGCAUGGGUCCUAGGACAGGGGGGCGGAGCUCCUUCAGAAGGCAUCGAGUUCAAAAGGGAAAAUAAUAUUCUCGCGGCUAUAGUAGACUGGGUCGAGAAAGGGGUUGCACCAGACACGGUGGAGGGAGUCAAAUUUGUAGAUGACAAUGCGACGUCUGGAGUUGCAUUUCGCCGAAGACACUGCAGGUUGGUUGAUUUUUGA